UUUCAACAACUUGAAGUAGUGCACAUGCACUGCUGAUGGCCUCUUCAAUAAUCUUUCCCACACCAUCCAAUUCUUUUACUUCUCUAUAAAUACCAAUAGUAUUACUUCUCAUAGGAGUAUCUCACUAAUUUCACCAGUGCCACUUGGUUCUUGAUUCUGUCAAAGAAACCAUGGUUUCUAUUUUAACCAGGAGGUCCAAUGCUUACACAAAGUUGGAAAUUGAAGACCCUGAAGACACAAGACAUCGCCGCGCACAGUUCUUGAUCUACAAAGUUCUGCAACAGGCUGCAGAUUCGUCGCCAAGACGACGAAAGAGGUCCUGGUUGAGGAUUCGAAUGUGCAGAUUAAAGAUUAGGAUUGGGAAGAGACUGAAGAAACUGAGGAAAGGCUUUGUGUUAAGUAUUGGUGCAGCUAAAGGUGGUGCUCAUAAACAAGCUAUUAGUCAUAUGAAAACAUGGAAGCGCUUGUUUGGUCUAGUAUAAGAAGCCACAUAUGCAUUUUUUUUAAAGCACUCAUUCUUCCUCAUGUCUUUACUUGAGAUCAAGUUCUUGUAAGCUACUUCUAUAAAGUUAUAUACUUGUUGAAUUCUGCUA
Daucus carota subsp. sativus is the source of this 593-nucleotide messenger RNA. RefSeq lists its product as uncharacterized. Lineage: Eukaryota; Viridiplantae; Streptophyta; Magnoliopsida; Apiales; Apiaceae. The transcript has a single exon. The record is from RefSeq and is a predicted model, not a curated record. Bases 171 to 482 code for a protein of 103 amino acids.